Oncorhynchus keta (chum salmon) is the source of this 2870-nucleotide messenger RNA. Its product is annotated as ras-related protein Rab-1B. Gene Ontology annotation, molecular function: GTP binding; GTPase activity. Bases 344 to 949 code for a protein of 201 amino acids. NCBI's taxonomy places the organism in Eukaryota, Metazoa, Chordata, Actinopteri, Salmoniformes, Salmonidae. The transcript is spliced from 6 exons. The record is from RefSeq and is a predicted model, not a curated record.
CAUCACUCAAUGACACCUGCGCACAGUGCCGCAAAAGACCAGGGAAGACAAGUAAAAAGGGAGACAGAGGAAAACAACACGCGAAAGAAAGGAAUGUGUAUUAAGCAACAAAACGAAUUCUAGUCGCUGAACACUUACUCAGCGAACCAACGAACUAUACACAGCCUCUUGGCUCGUGAAUUUGUAUAAGAAUUUGCCAAACACGGUUUGGCGAGCUAGCUAACGUCGUUAACAACAAGUAUUCUUUCUUCCUACGCGUUAGCAACGCAGCUAGCUAGCUACCAAGAGGAUACGCGUGUGUGACCCAGACAAGAGCCGAGAAAACACGUAUUUUGGACACACCAUGAAUCCUGAAUAUGACUACCUGUUCAAGCUGCUUCUGAUCGGCGAUUCAGGGGUGGGCAAGUCUUGCCUCCUGCUUCGAUUUGCGGAUGACACCUACACGGAAAGUUACAUAAGCACCAUCGGCGUGGACUUCAAAAUCCGAACUAUUGAAUUGGACGGCAAGACUAUCAAACUACAGAUUUGGGACACUGCUGGUCAGGAGCGGUUUCGCACCAUCACCUCCAGCUAUUACAGAGGAGCCCAUGGUAUCAUCGUUGUCUAUGAUGUAACAGAUCAGGAGUCUUACAACAAUAUAAAGCAGUGGCUGCAGGAAAUCGACCGCUAUGCCAGCGAAAAUGUCAACAAGCUGCUGGUGGGUAACAAGUGUGACCUCACCACCAAGAAAGUAGUAGACUACACAACAGCCAAGGAAUUUGCUGACUCCCUAUCCAUCCCUUUCCUCGAGACCAGUGCUAAGAACGCAACCAACGUGGAGCAAUCCUUUAUGACCAUGGCGGCUGAGAUUAAGAAGCGCAUGGGGCCCGGGGCCACGACAGGAGGAGACAAACCCAACCUUAAGAUUGAUAGCACCCCAGUAAGGCAGUCUGGAGGAGGAUGCUGUUAGGACUGCCCUGUACCCUCCUCUCAACUCCAGAGGCCCAGGGGUAGAGUGACAGUACUGGGGUGGAGCUGAGAGAACAGGAAAAUAUGGUGAUGGAGGUGGUGGGACUGACUGACAUUUUUUUCAUUAUUUUUUUCUUCUCAUCUUGACCUAUGCCCAUAAUUAAGUGAGAAAGAUUUGUGCCCAAGGAGCAGUCCCCCCCCCCACUCUUUUUAUUCACAAAUAUGCACAGAAUUGGAAACAUCUUUGAAAAUUGUGGUUGGCGUUGUUAGGCAUGAAAAAUGUUUUUAGCUAUUCAAGCACUAAUCCAGUAUCUAUCUGUAGCACUGGCUGUUUAAACACACACACACACGUGGUCCAAGGAAAUCAUGGAUGUUCUUUCAACUAUGGCUGAGUACAUAACUACCCUUUAUGGCCUUUGUGGUUCCUAGUCAGACUGCUGAUCGUUGAAUGUGAGAAGGUGAAAUAAGAGGACCAUUGUGCCAGUUAAACCAGAGGUUUUAUGGACACACUCCAGAGGAAAAAUAGUGAAGACGAGUGCUGUUUGUGUCAUCUGUCCUUUCGGGAAUUGAGAUUCAGAUUUGGAAGUUGUCAUUGGGCCCAAGCGCAUAAUAUAUAGGUUGUAAUAGGGUUGCUGUUGAGGAGAAAGAGAAGACUGGGUGAAGUAAAUAACAGGCUUUCUAUCAAAACAAAGUUCACAAAGUGGGGACAACAUGGCAAAUGGAAAUCUGCAAUCACGGCGUCCACAUCUUUAAUGUCUGUUUUAAUCGUCGUUAUAUAAUACUAUUAUUACAUGGUGGUUUUACUACUGUGAUUUUGUUUUGAUUCUCUCUUCUAAUCGAGACUGUGUGUAAGCAGUAAGUGUGUUAUUGUUUUGAUUCUCUCUUCUAAUCGAGACGGUGUGUAAGCAGUAAGUGUGUUAUUGUUUUGAUUCUCUCUUCUAAUCGAGACGGUGUGUAAGCAGUAAGUGUGUUAUUGUUUUGAUUCUCUCUUCUAAUCGAGACGGUGUGUAAGCAGUAAGUGUGUUAUUGCUGUUUGAUGAAUUAGAGCAUAACCGAAGUUCAACUGCAUUUGGUUCUUUCUGUCUGGAGUGGUAGCUGGCUGUAAGCAUCAGGUGUUUUCAGGCAUGUCCAAUCCUUUAGCGUUGAGUUUGAUCUCAAGUCACAAUGCUCCUGUACCAGUACCAUCAGACCUUUUACAUGCUCACUAUAAUACCGUAUGGACACCCUCUGGUUGAUAAGGUAACAUAUUAUUACAGUACUAACUCAACCAUGCCAUUAGUCACCAUGGUCCAGCAUUGCAACAAGGUUUGGAUAUUUGUUAGACAAUAUUUUGGGGAGAGUAUGGCACAUUACAUAGCCUGCCACAGUUGUUUUCACGUUUAACUGCUUCCUCAAACUUUUAGUUUCGGAUAUGUCUAUUCUAAUGACAUGUUCGGGGGAAAGAGAGAGAAUGGACCUCGGAGGAAAAAAAAAAAUCACCAGCGUCUCAAAUUAGUAUGGGAUUUCAAGCAAGAGGAACACUUGCUUUCCUGAGUAAAUACUGUAGAGCUGAUGACUGUCUGGGAAUUCCACUUUCUUAAGCAUCACCGUUGAUAUCCUUGCCUUUUUGAUGAAGAAGUAUCUUGCGAUUGGUUGGUAAACACACAAAGGUUGCUGGGUUUUUCCAUUUAGUGAAAUUUAACCCAUUUAAAUAGUUGGCUUCGUUAAUAUAUUCUCUCUGGUUUACAUUUCCCCUUUAAAUGACAAAUAGAUUAUUUCUAAUCCACUAAUUCAAUCAUUUGGCUUUUGGUCAGGGAAGCGAUAUAAUGGAAAGAUUGCGGCACGAUGGUUAUUUCUUCUUUGCUGUGGACGAUGUAACAUGCUCUUAAUGCCCAGAUAAUAUUGGGAGUCCAUAGUAAUAAAGUAUAUUGUUAUUAUUGCCA